UCAGUAAGUAUCACCUGUAAGUAAUCAUAAUAAGAAUGCAAGCUAAAAAUGAAUAUAGGUAGUAAAUAAAUAAAAGGCUUUACUAGAAAUGCCAAAUUACUAAAAAAAGUAAAUAAGUGUAUUAAUGAUAUAAAAUGAAUGCAUUUCGCUAUCAAAAUUCUAUUUUGAAGUGGUGGCUGUUCAAUUGUUUGGUCAAGUUUAGUAAAACCUUCAUCUUAUUUUACGGAAAAAUUGCUUCAAAAGAAAUUGGUCAAAUAUUUGGAAAAAACAGUAUUAAUGAGCUGAAAAAAUUUUCAUACUCAAGUGAUAUCUUUCUUAAUAAAGAAAAUUUGAUAACAGCUAUAGAAGAGUUAGGGAAGUCUGCUGAAUUUGAGGAAAUUAUUGUUAGAGAAAAUGCUUCUUUCAAUAAUGUAGAGUAUUUUGACACAAAAAAUAGUUAUGGAGCCGUUUCUUUUACUCUAUUUGAUACUAUCUAUUGUAGAAGUGGAUUAGCUACUAUCAAAGCUAAUAUUGGAGUUAAUCAUGGAUUGUAUCAAUAUGAAGUCCAGUUAUGUUCAAAUGGUUCAAUGAAAAUUGGAUGGGCUACUAAAUCUUGUGUGUUUACAGAUUCUUCGGGAGUUGGUGAAACAGUAGAUUCAUAUGGUUUUGAUGGUUACCGCACAGAAGCUACUCAUAAUUCAAAUAUUUCAAUAUAUGGAAAAAAGUGGAGAGUCGGAAAUGUAAUUGGUUGUGUACUUGAUUUUACCAACCAAACUAUCGAAUAUUUCAAUAAUGGUCAACCAUUAGGAAAAGCUUUUGAAAAUGUGAAUGUUAAAGAUUUAACCUUUUAUCCAACAAUAGGGUUAACUAGUGAAGAGCGAAUAUCAGUUAAUUUGGGUAAAAAACCAUUCAAGUUUAAUGUUAGUGGAGCAAGGCCAUUAAUUGAUACCCCAGUUAUUUUAAUGAAUUACUUAAAACAGCUUCAACCUAAAAUAUACAAUGUAGUAGAAUCAUCUAUUAAUUUACAGUUAUCUACCAAAGACAUUAAAAAAUUAACUAAUCAAAGUAUAGUUAGAAAUAUUAUUAAGACAGUGUUAUUUAAGCAAUUUGGAACUUUAAUGUCAAUACCAUACUUAAUAGAUUAUUAUGUUAUUGAAUGUAUUGAAUCUUUGUAUAAAAAGAAACCAAAAGAUGUAAUAGAGUUGCUUAAAAUAAUGUGGGAAUAUUUACCUGAAAACAAAAUGAUUUUUAUUUUGGAAAAUAUUUUGUUUUAUAUGUCAAGCGAAUUUAAAUGCAUUUGGAGAAAUGGUUUUGAUGUUUCAUAUCAAAUACUUAUACUCAAACUAUUGAUCGAAUUUUGCUCUGAAAGGAAAACUAGAAGACAUUUAAUAAAAAAGAUAUUUUUUGACAAAGUUAGGUUUUCAUAUUUUUUACAUAUAAUUGCUCCAUCAGAUGAUAUAUUUCAAAUUAUUGUACCUGAUGUUUACUGGAGUAUUGAAAAUAUUGCAAUAAUUGAGGACAUUAAAUUUAAACUUCUAUCUGCCCUUUUAACUGAUAAAACAAAACAUAAUAAAACAUCAUAUAAAAAUGCUUGUGCAAGAAUUCAAGAAGUAGUUAAUAGUAUAGAAGAAUUUCAAAUAAUAUUUUUAGAAAAGUUAUUGUGCGAUAAUGAUCAAACUGAAAUGGAAGUAAGCUCCAGAGUUCUAUUUUCAAGAAGGUUUCAUAAUUUUAUUCAAGAAAACAUGAUGUAUUGGAGAAGUGAUCCAAUGCUAAAGUUACCUGGUCCAGUUAUUUUAAGUACAAUUUUUAGAUUAGCAAUGGUAAUACAAUUAAUUUGGAGAAAAGAGUUAAUGGAGUAUAAACUUGUCAAAAUUUAUCCAAAUAUUUUUUAUUUUGAUCACUUAAAUUUUAUUGGGACUGAAAGAAUUGGAGGAACAUUUCCCUAUCUAAAAACAAAAUACAAAACAGAGAUAAAUACUAAACUACUUGAGUUUGUGAAUGACCAUGGAAAUUCUUCAUUAAGCAGUAUUCUAUCUGAAGAUGAUGACAUAGUUGAAGCAGAUCCAACAGCUAAUUUAAUGGCAAUUUUGUCGAGAUUUGUGGCAAUUACACAAGAUAGAGACGUUGAAGAUAAUUUUAUACAAUCGACAAAUGUUUUUAAAAGAAUUUCAUCUGAAUAUAAUAACAUUUUUGUUGAUACAAGGAGUGUUCUUUCAGAUAUAUUUAAUAAUAUAAUUUGUUUAUACAGCAUAGCAGGGCAUAAACAGUUGGUUGAAUAUGUGUCUUUUAAAGAACGUUUAGCUGAUUUAUCAGUCGAGUAUGCUGUGAUAAAUUAUGAAAUAAAAUCAUCAAAAGAAAAUAAAGAAGAAAAUGAAGAAAAUUUAAAAAGAGUUAAACAUAAUUUAAUCCUCACUUCUCGUUAUAUGGCUUGGUUAUUGAGUAUGAUUUUUUUUGAUUCUAAAGAGCAAAUUUUAUCUUGGAUGUUGAUGGUGGUUGCUAGUACGAUUAAAAAUUGUUCAGAAUAUGAAGAGGAGCUGUUUAGAUUUUUACCAGAAUACUAUCUAGAUAAUUUAUUAGGUUUGACAGUUAUGUUACCAGAUUAUACUAAUGCAAUUCAGCAGUAUGAAGGAAUUGUUACAGACAAAAAAUGGUUAGCUCAAUUGAUAGGAGAAAUUUUUCUUGAACAUUUUGAAGAUAUUAGAAUAGUUCAUCCUAAAUCAAAAGAUAUAAUUUUACAAGGCAUAACAUUGUAUUUUACACAUCCUCAUUCUGUUCAAAUUUUAGAAUCUGCUUCAGAUUCAAGUCGUUUGCAUGCAAUGCAUUCAAUAUUCAAACCACUGGAUCAGAAAAUAUGGGCAAAAACAAAUAUUGUAUUGAUGUUAAUUUGGUAUGGAUCUGGAUUUGGAUUUCGACAUACUCAACCGCCUCAUUUAGAAAACCGACGAAUACCUCCUCAAGAGACAAUUGAAGAUAUUUUGUUCAUUAACAUGGGAAAAGAAAGACCAGCAGCAUAUGUUUUUCAAAAUGAUAUAAAAUCGAUAAUAACUAGUGAUAAAUAUUUGGCAUCUAACUUUUUAAAUAAUUCACUAAACCAUCUGAACUGGGCAUUUUCAGAGUUUAUUAGUUUAUUUCAAGAAGUGAAGGACAUAGAAAUUCAUAAUGAAACAGCUCAAACUGCAGAGAUUAUGAGUAAACUAAAAAUGUGUUCAACAUGUUACGCUCUAUCCGUGACAUUACUUCGAGUUAUUGAAAUGGUAAUUACUUUUGAUCGUAGCCUAGUAACCAACCAAGAAGGAUCUUUAGAAAGAAUAGCUCAGGUUAUUUGUCAAAUACUUUACCGUGUUAAUUUUUCUACUAAUACAUUUCAAUAUAUACUUCAAUCAACUCUGCCAUUUACCGAAUGUAUUCAUAAAUUUUCAAUUCUUGUAUCUACUAUUGGUGUAUUAUUAUCAAUGAUUCAAUGUGAAAUUGAUGAAGACAGUAAACAUAUAGAAUCUUCUAAUACAUUAUUAAGUGAUCUAUUUACAAAAGCACUUAUUUCCGAUCAAAACUUUUCUAUAAAUUCAUUGGAUUUUAUAAUUUUACCUCCAACUGAAGAAGAUGAACCAUUUUCUUUGAAGUCAUAUGAGUCAUAUUUUACUAAUGAAGAACUACUAAAAGUAAGUGACGUUUAUCAUCAUUUAGUUUGGUAUAUGAAUCAUCAAAAAUCUUCAAUUUCUGGAAUUAAUGAUGAAGAUAUUUGUCUUUUGUGUUACUCUAACAAAAAAAAUGUUGUUAUAAUGCCAUGCAAACAUCAAUGUUGCAAAUUGUGUAUCAAUCACCAUCUUCUUUACUCUACAGUUUGUUUUUAUUGUAAGGGACCUAUUGAAAUGGUAGUAGAUUACAAAGAUUCUUCUAAAGUGUUACAUGAUUUUACAAGUAAUAUUCGAACUUCCGAAUAAAAAAAACAUAUUUAUAUUGAUUUGUUAUAUUUUUUUAACAGAUUAUCUUUUAUUAUUUUUGUUUUGUUUUUAUUGUUAUUAUUCAAAAUAAAAUAUCGCUUAUAAUUUUUUGAAAAAAAUACUUUAUGUAUAAUUAA
This is a messenger RNA of Daktulosphaira vitifoliae (grape phylloxera), 4057 nucleotides long. Its product is annotated as E3 ubiquitin-protein ligase RNF123-like. Bases 135 to 3920 code for a protein of 1261 amino acids. Lineage: Eukaryota; Metazoa; Arthropoda; Insecta; Hemiptera; Phylloxeridae. Gene Ontology annotation, molecular function: ubiquitin-protein transferase activity; protein binding. The record is from RefSeq and is a predicted model, not a curated record. The transcript has 21 exons. Gene Ontology annotation, cellular component: cytoplasm.